This is a messenger RNA of Bubalus bubalis (water buffalo), 1761 nucleotides long. It is a transcript of the gene FAM220A, whose product is annotated as family with sequence similarity 220 member A. The transcript has a single exon. Gene Ontology annotation, molecular function: STAT family protein binding. Bases 1 to 768 code for a protein of 255 amino acids. Gene Ontology annotation, biological process: protein dephosphorylation; negative regulation of transcription by RNA polymerase II. The record is from RefSeq and is a predicted model, not a curated record. Lineage: Eukaryota; Metazoa; Chordata; Mammalia; Artiodactyla; Bovidae. Gene Ontology annotation, cellular component: nucleus.
AUGAGGGACGGACACAGGCCUCUCCGCACCCGCCUCACAGAGGAGCAGGGAGCGGGCGCCGCCUCGAACAGAGCCUCGUGCAGAGAACUGUGGAGCGAGAGAAGGCAGGAGGCGAGCCCUGGACCAGCAGAUGCCGCUUCCUGGGUGAGGAGGCCUGCGGCCGAUGCCCGGGGAGAUCCAGGAAAGGAGGAGUCAUCUCUGGAAACAAAGCAUGACCCGCGUGGCACCAGCCCCUUGCUUCGCAGUGGCCUCGAAGCGCUUCCACGGUGGCAAGAAGCAGUAGGAAGAAAUUCAGCCUCAGCGGCUGCGCAGACCAACCCUGCGGGUCUGUCCUCGGCUCCUGCAGGGGAGCGGGGUGUGGGGCCGGCCCGUGGCGUCGGGGAGGCUCCUGGCACGGACUGGCCGCGGGCAGUGCCCAGGGCCACUGGCGGCCACAGAGGACGGAGCCACGGCGGAGAGUCCCGGGGGUCAGGACUGCUGGGCCGGCAGAGAGGGUCGGCAAAGGGGGUUUCUGAGGAUGACCCGCCCCGUGCUUUCCUGGAGAAGCUGGACUCUGCGUUGGCACCCUCUUGCCUGCGAUCCAUCCUGCUGCACGCACAUCCCCUAAUAUUCUUGAAUAAUGAGAUGAAAAGUUUUUUCCCUGGCCAUCCAGAGCCCAUGUUUUCAGAGCCAAGAGUAGAGUACAAGAAAAUGCUUUCAUGGGAAAAAAGUACCUCAGAUGAUCUGCAGAUAACAGUGGCAUCACUGGCUGCACAAGCUUUUGAAUGAGCAAAUCUGUUAUGCCGUGGUUAAGGUACAGGCAGAACAAUAAAAAUAGUGAGACUAAGCGCUGUCCUCGAAUGCUUUCUUUUGCGUUAACUCUGGACGCACACGGCGCGGCAGUGAAGCUCCGGCUUUGAUUCGUGAGACCAGACAGACUUAAAGUCAGUGAAACUUAUGCCCACAGAAAGCUGGUUGAUACGGAAGGCAAUCUCUGUGUUUGAAAGACAUUUAGGAUUGGGAAGCCGAGUCAAGGAGGUUAUUGACAUUGCCUUAUACAGCUGUCAUACGAGAAUCGAAAGCUGCAACAGCAAGCUUUAAGUUCACCUUCAGCACCAUCCGGCAGGGCCGCCGUCCCAGGCACGCUCUCUCCAGCCUGUUCUCUGACCAUCUGAUGAGAGUAGAUAUUUGUAAAAGUCAACCCUGCUGGGCUUGGUCUGAGCCAGGCCAAGUUGAUGGUAAGCUGUUGUCAUUUCUGCGUUAUGUAGAAUAAUUUGAGCAAAAGCUGAUAUCUUUUCUCACACCCCUUUCCUUCCACUUGACUUGCAAUUUACAUGGAGGCCCUACGGUGAAAGUUGCAAUAUUAACAUUACCUUUACCUUUAGAUAACUUUUCCUCAAACUAGGAACCUUAGCAGCGUUAACCCAAAAUAAAAAAUGAGCUUGAGCCUGUCUGCCGGAGCUCAGUCAUAGAGGAAAAAAAAAAAGCAAGUAUUUCCCCUUACAGAAGGUCUCCAGCUCCUAGGAGUUUCGAUGUCUCCUGCACUAAACCUUUUUCUGCGCUGACCCCUUUUGUCGUGUGCUGGUAAUUUGAUGACAGGCACUGAAGAGCGGAAGUUUUUCAGGAGCCCAAAGAAGACGCCCCAUUUCCGGAGUUACUGAUUGCAUAUAUCAGUUUAUAUUGCGUGCUAAAUUACCAUGCCGUGUGCUAUUUUAGUGUUCUGGGAAAAUGAAAAAUAAAACCUGUUCUUUAGCAUAAUAAAUGUCUUAUUUUACGUGUGUA